Molecule: messenger RNA, 4868 nt
Organism: Thunnus maccoyii (southern bluefin tuna)
Lineage: Eukaryota; Metazoa; Chordata; Actinopteri; Scombriformes; Scombridae
Product: radixin-like
Exons: 15
Coding region: 299-2038 (579 amino acids)
Biological process (GO): regulation of organelle assembly; positive regulation of protein localization to early endosome; regulation of cell shape
Cellular component (GO): apical part of cell; cytoskeleton; microvillus
Molecular function (GO): actin binding; cell adhesion molecule binding
Source: RefSeq, a predicted model, not a curated record
GUGCUUUAUUCCGGCUGGCUCGACACUUGCACCCCAAAUCGCCUUACGGUUGUUUGGACUUCAGCGGGGUUUGUCUAUGUCUGUGGGAAUUUGUUUCGGGCAAAAGGCACGAAGAAAUAAGGACCAGAGGAUUUCUCAGCGCGGAUAUUUUGUCACAUCUGAAGACCCCAGGCUUUUGUUAUCAACCUAAAAGACAUACUUCGUCCCCCCUCCCCGGUCCUGUGAUACAGGUGUUGUUGCCGUCCUGUGACGGAUUUUUCCUCUCAGCUGACGGGUGUGAGGAGGAGAGGAAGCAAAGAUGCCGAAACCGAUCAACGUCCGUGUGACGACCAUGGAUGCAGAGUUGGAGUUUGCCAUCCAGCCAAACACCACAGGAAAACAGCUCUUUGAUCAGGUGGUGAAGACAGUGGGACUGCGGGAGGUUUGGUUCUUCGGCCUACAGUAUGUGGACAGUAAGGGCUACAGCACCUGGCUCAAACUCAAUAAGAAGGUGACCCAGCAGGAUGUGAAGAAAGAAAACCCUCUGCAGUUCAAGUUCAGAGCCAAGUUCUUCCCAGAGGAUGUCUCAGAGGAGCUAAUCCAAGAGAUCACCCAGAGACUCUUCUUCCUGCAGGUGAAGGAGGCCAUCCUAAACGAUGAGAACUACUGUCCCCCAGAGACAGCUGUGUUACUGGCAUCAUAUGCUGUCCAGGCCAAGUAUGGAGACUACAGCAAAGAUGUCCACAAGCCUGGGUACCUUACCCAUGACAGACUGCUGCCUCAGAGAGUCCUGGAGCAGCACAAGCUGACCAAGGAGCAGUGGGAGGACAGGAUACAAACUUGGCAUGAAGAACACAGAGGAAUGCUCAGAGAGGAUUCUAUGAUGGAGUAUCUUAAAAUCGCCCAGGACUUGGAGAUGUACGGAGUCAACUACUUUGAGAUCAAGAACAAGAAGGGAACACAGCUGUGGCUGGGCGUGGAUGCCCUUGGCCUCAACAUCUACGAACAUGAAGACAAGUUGACACCAAAGAUUGGCUUCCCCUGGAGUGAGAUUCGAAACAUCUCUUUCAAUGACAAGAAGUUUGUCAUCAAACCUAUUGACAAGAAAGCACCCGACUUUGUGUUUUAUGCCCCGCGACUGCGCAUCAACAAGCGAAUCUUGGCAUUGUGUAUGGGUAACCAUGAGUUGUACAUGAGGAGGAGAAAGCCCGAUACCAUUGAGGUGCAGCAGAUGAAGGCUCAGGCCCGGGAGGAGAAGCACCACAAACAGAUGGAAAGGGCCCAGCUGGAGAAUGAGAAGAAGAAGCGAGAGCAUGCGGAGAAAGAGAAGGAGAGGAUAGAGCGUGAGAAAGAAGAGCUCAUGGAGCGGCUGAAACAGAUUGAAGAACAGACGAUGAAAGCCCAGAAAGAGCUUGAGGAACAGACUCGUCGGGCCAUGGAACUGGAGCAGGAGAGACUGAGAGCGAAGGAGGAGGCUGAUAGGCUGGAGAGAGAAAGGAAAGCAGCUGAGGAGGCCAAGGCUGAGCUGGCAAAACAGGCUGAAGACCAACAGAAGAACCAGGAACAGCUGGCUUCUGAACUGGCUGAAUUCACAGCAAAGAUCGUUCUCCUGGAAGACGCCAAGAAGAAGAAAGAUGAUGAAGCCAUAGAAUGGCAGCAGAAGGCUCUGUCAGCCCAGGAGGACCUGGAGAAGACCAAGGAGGAGCUGAAGACUGCAAUGACAGUGGUGCCAGCUCCUCCGGGCGGCAACGCCGAGCACGACGAGCAGGAUGAGAACCACGCGGAGGCCAGUGCCGAGCUCUCCAACGAGGGAGUCAGCCAGCUAGACCUCCGCAGCGAGGAGGAACGCGUCACCGAAGCCCAGAAGAAUGAGCGGGUCAAGAAACAACUGCAGACAUUAAGUUCAGAGUUGGCCCAGGCCAGAGACGAAACCAAGAAGACACAGAACGAUGUCCUACACGCCGAGAACGUGAAAGCAGGCCGAGACAAAUACAAAACGCUGCGUCAGAUCCGACAGGGCAACACAAAGCAGCGCAUCGACGAGUUUGAGUCCAUGUGAGAACAGGUCCUUCGUCGAGGUCUUGUUCCCGAACUUUCCCCUCAGCGGCUGCUCGCUUUUCAUGGACAACAGAUGCUGCCGUCCUCGUAAUCCCAUCGAGUCCUCCUCAACACCCCCGCAAGUCCCAACCCAGGCAAUCUUGAGAAAUCAUCUUGUCAAACUUUGCCAAAGUCCAGUCUCACAUCUCCACUCGGAAACUUUCGGAUAUUUCCCUGAUAUGGAGCUGCCUACACGCCACUCUCACCAAGCAAGUUAUCAUUGUACUGCAGAGAUCAUUUGUAAUCUGUAAAUGCAGGGGGAAAGAAAAACUGUAAAACCAAAAUGGAAGCAAUUGGAUUGUUUUAUUUUGAGCAAACAUGGCCAUAGAAAGCUACUUUUGUUGUUGUCUUUUUUUUUUUUCUUUUUGUUUGUUUGUGCUUGACCACUUGUAUGCAAAGCUUCAGUAUGAUUCCACGUCUUCAGUUUAAGAUUACCUGUUCUCUCCUUGUUUUUAAGUUCUUCUCCUCUGCUUUUGUUUGACUCGUUUUAUUGAUAACGCCCUUCUUUUUAGUUGUCUGUUAUACACAUUGAGGCUGGGUCUAGUCCCAGGCUAUGAAUAAGGACUGUAGUUUGGGGAUAAAUUAGGUCGCUAUUUUCCUCCAACGUCCAAGCGCCGCUACGUUACAUCAUGUCAAAACAUAUCAUACACUAGAUAUGCUAAUACUCUUAGCAUCUGUGAGUCAUUAGAGAGAUGACCUGAUGUCAUUUCACUCCAUUUAAUCAAUUCAAUCAAUAGGUUUAUAUAAAAAAAAAAUUACACCACAGUAUUUUAAUAGUUAUAUUUCAGGCUGAAUAUCAAGAAUAGCUAUAUUUUCAGAUUUUGAAGAAAGUGAAUUGACCCCUCUAGGGAAAAGAGCCACCCAACUUGUCACACGGCAGGUUUUGAUGAUCGAAUGUAGCAAAGGUAACAAAGGGAAAGUGUAUUUUACAUGCAGAGGUAAUAGAAUAGCAUGUAAUGAGCUUUUGCCACUGAGCUAUCGCCCUCAAGCUUGAAAGUGUUAUGAAGAUAAGCUAAUUGGUAGUUGUGUAGCUGUGUGUCUUGUAUUCCAGUUGCAUCCGUGUUUCACACCCAGUCACUAUAGAUGGUUUUCUCUGCCUACCAGCUCACAGAGGAAUCCAGGGUAUUAAAUAGACAGACAGAGGAACAGUAAUGUGUCAAAGCUGUUUCUCUGUCUGUCUGUCAAACUGUGUAUGUGUGUGUGUGAGUGUGAGAGAGAGAGUGUGAUGUGUACAGAUGUGGAUGUGGAAGCUGAUGUCUGGCACCUCUCUGGCUGGGGAGCUUAUGAAAACAUCAGUCCCAACCCGGGACAAAUCUCUACCUCAGUAAUGUUAGAAGUGGUGACUGACAGUCAAACACUCAGGGUGCUCCCCCUCCUCCCUCCCUUACAAAAAAAAUAAAUAAUAAUAAUAAGGUCAUGCUUUUACUGGGUUGCUGUUACAUCCUUGGGCGGUGCUCCUGCGCAGGCUAUGUUUUGUCAGAGCUCAGUUGCUUUGUAGCUGUAUGUUGGGAAGGAUUGCAAGAGAAAACGUACCUCCGAAGUGAGAUCUAGGUCGAAAGGUGUUAAAUUCUUCCAUUUGAAGCUAGUGGUUUUCCCUGCUCCUGGCCUUGCUCAGAUAUUUAGAAUCAUUCAACAAAAAUCCCAAACAAUGAGGAAGAUGAAUUUAAACUAUGCUGCAAACAUGAGAAUGGAGAUGUAUACAGACCAUUUUCAGAAGAAGCUGGGUCACCCUGGUUCUCGGACGGGGUCCUGUGAAACGUUUGGGUUCCUAGGAGCCAUGAGUUGUUGGUGGUGACAGACCUCUUUUAAAAGAGGGCUUUCCUGUAAAAUAAAUUACAAAAGCCUUCAAAGUCUGCUUAGAACUUGUCUCCUGUUACAAUUUCACUUUAAGGAGACAGUUUGCAGACCUGCAAUCGGUUCUUGGGACUGAGAAACUUGUGAAUUGGUAAAGAAAUGAGUUAUUUGUAAUGUGAAGGGACCCUGCUACAGUGAUUUGUGCAAAUCUCUCCACAAUCAAAUGGAGAAUAGGCCAAUUUCUUCCCCUAAAAUCUUUAAAAAAAAAUCUCAUUUAACAUACUUUAUGUUCAGACAACAAAUCAACUCCACCUUUUGUGGGGUGGAAAACGUGUUCUAGGGUGCAUUUUUGAAAUGAGUGAACAUGAUGUUUUCCUUUUUUUUUUUUUUUUUUAUUAACAAUAUGAUGAAAAAUGUUUAUUGUAUUAUUUGUUAUGCUUUACUUGACAGCUGGUAUAGGUUAUUUUUUUUAAUAGUCAGAAUUUUAAAGUCAAAGCACUUGUUUGAAAUAAGACACUGAAAGCCUGCCUUUUGUGUUUAACUUCAGUGUCCAUUGCUAGUGUUGUGUUUGCCAUAGCAGGUGAAAAAAAAAAAAAAAAAGAUCCUGUGCUUCCAGCUCAUAUUUUUGUAUUGUGUUCAAAGACCCUAAACCAGCAGCACGCAUUGCUUUACUGGACCGCUUCAUUGGAGGGGAAAACUCUUCUUGACAUGUCCACACCCCCAAACAUCCCCACGUUCAAGCUGCAAGGCUUCAGUUAGACUCGGUUUUUCUUCACAGCAGAAUGUUGUUGGCCUGCCUGUCCCCUCCAAUGAAGCCAGCUUCUGUGAUGAUGCCUGCUCUGGCACCAGCUGUCACGUUUUGCCGUUUUUGUUUUUUUUUUGUUUUUUUGUUGUUGUUGUUUUUUCCUAAUGUUCAUGUUAGUAUUCUUUAAGAUAGAAGGCACGGAUGGAUUGCAGUCCAUUUCAUUGGUUCACAAAUAAAAGUUUUAAAUUUUGAA